Messenger RNA from Trichomonas vaginalis G3, 633 nucleotides. RefSeq lists its product as uncharacterized. NCBI's taxonomy places the organism in Eukaryota, Parabasalia, Trichomonadida, Trichomonadidae. The record is from RefSeq and is a predicted model, not a curated record. The transcript has a single exon. Bases 1 to 633 code for a protein of 210 amino acids.
AUGUUUGAUACCACCAAUCCUGGCAAAGAAAUUGCCAUCUUUGGAGUAGAAUUUAUAAUAAAAGGCAUCAAGUUUAUCAAUUUCGCAAAAAAUUUCCCUUCUCUCAGUGUUGUUUUCGAAGAUGGAAAAGAUCAUACUUUAUUACCUUUUACAGACGAAGCUAGUGAAGGAACAAUAUGGAAACUAAAUAAGAAAAAACGAUUUAUAUUUUCUUCCAACGCUUUCAAAGCUGUUAAAUUAUCAAAAAUGACGAUAGAUUUAAAUACUCCUACUGAUCCAUUCCCACCGGCAUCAAUAACAUAUGAUUUAACACCAUUCCUAUGUGAUUCCAUUGCUGUACGAGGUCCUAGUAGUGUUGUUGAAGUUGAUAGUAUAAUGAAAGAUUUAAUGUAUCAAAAAGAUGUCAUUGAAAUAGAAUUUGAUUUAAGAACAAUUUACUUUAGUAAUUGCAUUAAAUUACCUACUGUUUCUGGUAAUGUUGGCCCACUUCCUCGAUUUGAGGUUGAAACAAUGCGUCAAGUUAAUUCUGGAACAUUUGGACUACCAUCGAAGUCAUUAGCUGCGACAGAUUAUGAUAGACGAAAUGCAAGAAAUUCACGUGGUAUUUCACGUGUUAAGACAACAUUUUUCUAG